AUUUCCCAAGAUUCUAAGUGUGUACUCGCCUGUCAGUUAGUUGUGUGUGUGGUGAAUGUGGAGUGAGGGGAAAAGGACUAAAAUGGCCCUCCAAAGAAAUUCUUUAUCUCGUAGAGGGUCAAAGAACGACUCUUCCAAAGACGAAGAAGAAAUUGAUAAUAACGGUUAUAUACAAGUGUUAGUAAAACCAUUAGAAAGGGGUAAUUUGUGCAGUUUGCUCGCUAAUUGGAUAGGUUUAGAUGAUUCCAAUGUGUCAGAAAAUGUUGGUGUCUUCUACGGAAUGGCUUUUCUUGGACUUAGUUUCGUUAUAUACCAGUUGUGUGACAUGGGGCUGUUUUUUCAGCGUCUGUGCUCAGUAUUUGUACCCAUGUUUACAGUAAUUUGUGCAUUCUACUGGGUAGCACUAUACCUCAGAAAGUCAUGGAGUACCACUAGUGUUUAUCUUUUAUUUUGUGCAUGCUUUGUUGGAGAGACUUUCGCUCAGCUGACCUUUGGACAGUGGCGGUACGAGCCAGACACUGACCAAGAUGGCGGUUACCUCAGCCGUCCUGCGAUAUUAUUUAUUGUUCUACUAUCAGUUUGUACAGCGAGCAUAUUUUCUUCAUUAGAGACUACAAACAGCGCAAUUGUGAUUUCUUUAGUUAGUUUUUCGCGUUUUUUAAUGUGUUCCUCCGUGGGUAUUAUUCCAUUUGGAUUAAGACCAUACGUAGCAUAUAUUUGCGGCUUAGGAGGGUAUAUUGUCUCAAAAUAUAUGGAAAUGGUUCUAAAACCUCCUAUUAAUAACUUCAUGACGCACGACGGGAAAAUACCAGUUAUUAAGCGCCGCCGUUCCAGUUCAUCAACUGCCCAUGCGUUUUCUGCACAUAGAUCUACCAGACGAACAUCAUUACCAGCAUUAAUACCAAAGAAUCAGAGUUCGUCAUCCAGCUAUGACUCGGCGAUAAUUGGGGAAGCCCAUGGGCUCAUUACGGACAUGUUGGCUGACGCGAAUCUUCCACCACAUGUUGUCAGUGGUCUAAGAGCUGUCAGUAAUCUACUCAAGCCUGCUGAACAUCAUUCUUCCAUGCAUAAAACCAGAGUAAGCCCCCUUGUCUCGCUCACAGAGUCCACAUCGUACGGUUCCGACUCUGAAGAAAAUCCAUACACUGGGGAACGACCCUCAUCACUACCAAAGAGAUUACGACGUAGUUUACCUCCAAGUUUACUACGUAGAAUGUCUACCAGUACUUGGACAACCACAACAUCGGCAACCGGGAUGCCGACAUUGGAGCUGGAGCCAUGUCGUGUAAGAAGUUCAAGUUUCCGGCAUUCCCGAGAUACCACACCCGGUUCUAGUCCAGUCGAGAGCCGGAGCAAUAGCCCGUCACCAAGUUCCCCAACAGUUGUUCUAACAAUACCAAAAUCACGUUCUUUUUCAUUGGCAGCUACACAACCUUCCACUUCCUCCGCAAACUCGCACCUCAAAAGACUGACAAGAAAAAGUGUUACUCCAUUAUCAAAUACAGAUGGCGCCACGUCAUCGAAUAGUAAAAUAAGUCCACUUGUUAAAGCAGAAAUUCAGGACUCUAAUGAAGAGCGUAUGCGAAUAACUGCUCACAACAAAGAGCACUUGACUUCCAUUCGUAAAAAUAUAACGUCAGAUUACGAGAGUUGUAACGAGUCUCCAAGUUCAAGUGAUCAUAGUGAUAAUAUACCAACGGUGGAUGAAUUCUCAGCUUCUCCUCCGAAGAAAGUAUCGGCAAGAGUUGUGGACAACACCGCACAACAGAUAGCCCGUGUGAGUGCAGCUGCACGAGAUUUUGUGCCAAUAAGUGAUCCUCCUUCUUCCCCCUGUGAUGUUGAUGAUUUACAUCCUGUUCAUGAUUUUCGUGUUCAUCAAACUGACGACGAGAGUAGAGAAGGCGCUGCUGAUGAUGAAGAUGACGGCGAUGACGAUGACGACAAAUCCACGUCACAGCUUCCAUCGUCUCCCUCACAGACUGAUUUAUAUUCAAAUAAAAAUUUGUCUCAAAAAGAGCCUAGUGACUCUGUAGUGGUGGCAGAUUCUUCGGAUAAGCUUGUCGUGGAUAUUUCGGAUAUAGACAGUUGUAAAUAUCUCCAAAUAGCAUCUUUAAAUAGCUGGGAUUAUCCUAUUUUUGAAGCGGCUAGCUUGCACAGUAAUUGUAUACUCAGCAAGGUUGCAUAUAAGUUAUUUAUGGAGGUAGGGUUGUUUGAAACAUUCCGGAUACCAGUGGCUGCUUUCAUGAACUACUUCCACGCACUAGAGCUAGGAUAUAGAGAUAAGCCAUAUCACAAUCGGGUACAUGCGACUGACGUGUUACACGGGGUGUAUUAUAUGAGUACACAGCCUAUUCCUGGUUUUACACAAGUCAGCACCACAGAUAUAUUUCCUAGGCAAGGAUCCUCAAGUGAAUCAGAAGGAGAUAGUGAAAGGUCGCCACCAUCUUACAGAGCGAACAGUUUUGCUGCUGAUGACAGUUACGGUAUUAUGGGCGGGAAUUUCCCGCCUCUAGAACUGAUGGCCAUGUUUACUGCUGCCGCCAUGCAUGACUAUGAUCAUCCAGGUCGUACAAAUGCAUUCCUAGUUGCCACACACGCACCUCAGGCUGUACUAUACAAUGAUCGCUCAGUUCUAGAAAACCACCAUGCUGCGUCUGCUUGGAACCUGUUCCUGUCAAGUCCCGAUUUUAACUUCCUGUCAGGUCUUGAUCAGGCGGAGUUUAAGAGGUUUCGUUACCUUGUUAUUGAAGCUAUCCUCGCUACAGAUCUAAAACGCCAUUUUGAAAUAUUAGCGGAAUUUAAUGCCAAAGUAAAUGAUGACCAUGCUGUUGGUAUUGACUGGACAGUAGAGACAGACCGACUACAGGUGGCACAGAUGGUUAUAAAACUCGCUGAUAUAAACGGUCCAGCUAAAAUUAAAGAUCUACACACGUCCUGGACUUACAGAAUAGCUGAAGAAUUCUAUGAACAGGGUGAUGAAGAGUCUAGAUUAGGAAUGCCCAUAUCUCCUUAUAUGGAUAGAAGAAAUCCACAGUUACCUAAACUCCAGGAAACAUUUAUAAAUCACCUGGUGGCGCCACUGUGCAACUCUCUAGUUACAGCCGGUUUAUUACCUGGUACCUGGGUGGAGGAAGACAGUGACAAUGAAGGUGAAUCCGACACAGAAAAAGGUGAUAAUAUGAUGAAAGACACUGAAGACGAGACCGAGACUGAUACUGAAUGUG
This is a messenger RNA of Ruditapes philippinarum (Manila clam), 3224 nucleotides long. Its product is annotated as cGMP-inhibited 3',5'-cyclic phosphodiesterase 3A-like. The annotation marks the transcript as partial. The transcript is spliced from 12 exons. Gene Ontology annotation, biological process: signal transduction. The record is from RefSeq and is a predicted model, not a curated record. Gene Ontology annotation, molecular function: 3',5'-cyclic-AMP phosphodiesterase activity. NCBI's taxonomy places the organism in Eukaryota, Metazoa, Mollusca, Bivalvia, Venerida, Veneridae.